AGUUAUUAUGAUAGCAUAACUCUAGUUGAGUCAAAUGAAAGCUUCAAUGUUGAAAGGAUUGCCAAUGUGGCUCAUUUUCUUGUUCUGUGCACUCUGUUGUUCUGUGAUAACUAAGGUAGCAGGUCAGAAGACACUAGAGAAUAAAACAGUGGCUGUGAAUAUUGGGGUGAUUUAUGAACAAGGUAACAACAUGAGGAAGAUGGAGUUGAACUGCAUAAAGUUGGCACUUUCUGAGUUUUAUAAAUCUAAUAAACAGUACAACACCAGGAUAGUCCUCAAUACCAGGGUAUAUCCAAAGGACAGUGUUGCUGGUGCAACUUCAGCAGCUCUGUAUCUUCUUAAGUAUGCUGAAGUCAAGGCAAUAAUGGGGCCAAUAAAAUCUAUGGAGGCUGAGUUUAUAAUACAACUAGGAGAAGAAGCUCAAGUUCCCAUACUUUCAUAUUCUGCAACAAGCCCUUUUCUUUCUUCUGUCCAAAGCUCCUACUUCAUCCGUACAGCUUCAAAUAUUUUGCCUGAAGCAAAAGCCAUAAGUGCUCUUGUGCACACUUUUGGAUGGCGAGAGAUUGUUCCCAUCUAUGUAGACAAUAACUAUGGAACAGGCUUUAUACCCUACUUGACCUAUGCUUUGCAGCAAAUUGGUGCUCAUAUUCCCUAUCAUGGAGUCAUACCUUCAUUUGCCACUCAUGAUCAAAUUCGCGAACAACUUGUUAAGUUGAAGAGUAUGUCGACAAGUGUGUUUGUUGUGCACAUGUCUUCUGAUCUUGCUUCUCGCCUGUUCUUAAGAGCAAAUGAGCUAGAAAUGAUGGAAGAGGGAUUUGUUUGGAUAACAACAACUGGCAUAAGCAACGAGUUAGGCUCGCUAGAUAGUAGUGUGCUUGAGUCAAUGCAAGGAGUUAUUGGCUUAAAGACUUAUGUUCCACAAACAGAUAAUCUGAGGGACUUUGACAGUCGUUGGGAUAAAAAAUUCCGAGACAUGAAGCUUAGUAUAACUGGACUAUGGGCCUACGAUGCAGCUUGUGCACUUGCCAAGGCAGUAGAAUCAGUUGGAAAUCUAAACUUUGGUUUCCAGAAGAAAGAUAUGUUUGCAAAUUUUACUGAUCUAAAUACUUUAGGCGUCUCCUCUGUUGGGCGAAAACUUCUACUGGCAAUGCUUAAUACUAGCUUCAGUGGCCUUUCCGGACAAUUUAGUCUACCUGACAGGCAACUAAAUUCAUCAACAUACAGAAUCAUAAAUGUGAUUGGUAGUGGCAGUAGAGAUAUUGGAUUUUGGACUCCUAAGGAAAAACUUGUGCGAAGUUUGAAUUCUUCCAAUCAUAAUCUCAGAGCAGUUAUUUGGCCAGGAGAAACGACAUUAGCUCCGAAAGGUUGGGUUAAACUAGUGGGUAGGAAGAAGUUGAGAGUCGGAGUUCCUUUCAAGCCUGUUUAUAAGGAACUUUUGAAUGUGACCCUAGAUAAGACUACGAGGAACCUAACUGUCACAGGUUUCUGCAUUCAUGUGUUUGACACUGUUAUGGACAAACUUGGGUAUUCUAGGCUUUAUGAAUAUCAUCUGAUUCCUGGUCGCGAUGGUAGACCGUCUGACUCCUAUGAUUAUUCUGUACACCAGGUGUUUCUUCAGAACUUUGACAUCGUUGUGGGAGACAUUACUAUAACUGCUAACAGAUCAAAAUAUGUGGAUUUUACACUGCCAUACACUGAAUCUGGUGUGACAAUGGUCGUUCCUAUUAGAAAUGAGAGGCGAAAUGCAUGGGUGUUCUUGAAGCCGUUAACUUGGGAUCUAUGGGUGGCUAGUUUAUCGGCGUUUAUUAUCAUAGCUUUUUCUAUUUGGGUCCUUGAACAUCGAGUAAAUAACGAAUUUCGUGGACCUCCAUCACAGCAGGCUGGCACUAGUCUCUUUUACUCAUUCUCCAUGCUAGUUUUUGCACAAAGAGAGAAUGUAUUGAGUAACUUGUCCAGGUUUGUAGUGGUUAUUUGGGUGUUUGUAGUGUUUGUACUAACUCAAAGCUACACCGCCAGCUUGACUUCUAUGUUAACUGUUCAACGGUUGAAGCCUAGUAUUACAGAUGUACAUGAGCUAAUAAUCAAAGAGGCUUAUGUAGGGUUUCAAGAGGGUUCCUUUGUCCAGGGACUCCUAAUACAGAAAGGUUUUCAUGAAUCAAGACUUGUUUCCUACAACACUUCAGAGAAUUUAGACGACCUUCUUUCAAAAGGUAACUCAAAUGGGGGCAUUGCAGCUGUUUUUGAUGAAAUCCCCUACAUGAAGCUUUUCCUUGCAAAGUAUUCUACAAAAUAUAUAAUGGUUCAACCUCUUUACAAGGCUGAAGGCUUUGGAUUUGCAUUUCCAAAAGGUUCCUCCUUAGCCCCUGAUGUUUCAAGGGAAAUAUUGGACCUUGUAGAAAGUGAUAAUAUGCUGGCAAUGGAGAAAGCAUGGGGUAUGCCACUGUAUAAUGUUUCAGAUGAAGGUAACAAGGUAGCAGCUUCCAGCAGUCUGAGUCUUGACAAUUUUUGGGGUCUAUUCAUGAUAGCUGGAGUUGCUUCAGGAAUGUCUCUCCUUAUCUAUGUAGCAACAUUCUUGUAUGAACACAAACGUAUCUGGCUUUACUCCUCCGCUUCAAUAAGGAGCAAAGCCCGUGAUCUAGCUGAAGCUUUUCUGCAACGAGACAUGGCAUCUCAUACUUUCAGGAACAACGAAGUCCAGAUCGCAAGAAAUGUGAAAAUUGAUGAGUCCAUCCACAGUGUUGACAAUACUGAUUCUCCUCCCAGGCCAUCAACCUUGACAGAUCACACAGAAGAGGACUUGGUAUUAUCUGCAGGAACAACUCCUUCGUCUGAUCAUGUUAGUCAGCCCCUCGCUUCAGCAGCUACUGAAGAAAUUAGCCACCCGUCAGAUUAUCAAAAUGAUCACAGUAUCUAGCUAAGAAUUUGUAGAAGUAAUUGGCAAGAGAAAAUGUUUACUCUUGUCAGUUGAAGUGAAUGAUGUUAACCAUUAAAAUUUAUAAGCUAUAUUACCUUGACUCUUUUCUUUUUUUUCUUGUGCAAGCUAAGGGAGGAAAUCCUUACCUGAAAAUUCAUAUUCACCCAUACACUUGGAUUAUCUUACACAAAAGUUGUAUAAAAUUAAAAAUAUGUUGCAUGAA
Messenger RNA from Beta vulgaris subsp. vulgaris (sugar beet), 3137 nucleotides. Its product is annotated as glutamate receptor 2.2. Bases 35 to 2914 code for a protein of 959 amino acids. Gene Ontology annotation, molecular function: glutamate-gated receptor activity. The record is from RefSeq and is a predicted model, not a curated record. The transcript is spliced from 5 exons. Gene Ontology annotation, cellular component: plasma membrane. NCBI's taxonomy places the organism in Eukaryota, Viridiplantae, Streptophyta, Magnoliopsida, Caryophyllales, Amaranthaceae.